Molecule: messenger RNA, 1797 nt
Organism: Microplitis mediator
Lineage: Eukaryota; Metazoa; Arthropoda; Insecta; Hymenoptera; Braconidae
Product: probable cyclin-dependent serine/threonine-protein kinase DDB_G0292550
Source: RefSeq, a predicted model, not a curated record
AAUAAUAAUAAUAAUAAUAAUAAUAAUAAUAAUAAUAAUAAUAAUAAUAAUAAUAAUAAUAAUAAUAAUAAUAAUAAUAAUAAUAAUAAUAAUAAUAAUAAUAAUAAUAAUAAUAAUAAUAAUAAUAAUAAUAAUAAUAAUAAUAAUAAUAAUAAUAAUAAUAAUAAUAAUAAUAAUAAUAAUAAUAAUAAUAAUAAUAAUAAUAAUAAUAAUAAUAAUAAUAAUAAUAAUAAUAAUAAUAAUAAUAAUAAUAAUAAUAAUAAUAAUAAUAAUAAUAAUAAUAAUAAUAAUAAUAAUAAUAAUAAUAAUAAUAAUAAUAAUAAUAAUAAUAAUAAUAAUAAUAAUAAUAAUAAUAAUAAUAAUAAUAAUAAUAAUAAUAAUAAUAAUAAUAAUAAUAAUAAUAAUAAUAAUAAUAAUAAUAAUAAUAAUAAUAAUAAUAAUAAUAAUAAUAAUAAUAAUAAUAAUAAUAAUAAUAAUAAUAAUAAUAAUAAUAAUAAUAAUAAUAAUAAUAAUAAUAAUAAUAAUAAUAAUAAUAAUAAUAAUAAUAAUAAUAAUAAUAAUAAUAAUAAUAAUAAUAAUAAUAAUAAUAAUAAUAAUAAUAAUAAUAAUAAUAAUAAUAAUAAUAAUAAUAAUAAUAAUAAUAAUAAUAAUAAUAAUAAUAAUAAUAAUAAUAAUAAUAAUAAUAAUAAUAAUAAUAAUAAUAAUAAUAAUAAUAAUAAUAAUAAUAAUAAUAAUAAUAAUAAUAAUAAUAAUAAUAAUAAUAAUAAUAAUAAUAAUAAUAAUAAUAAUAAUAAUAAUAAUAAUAAUAAUAAUAAUAAUAAUAAUAAUAAUAAUAAUAAUAAUAAUAAUAAUAAUAAUAAUAAUAAUAAUAAUAAUAAUAAUAAUAAUAAUAAUAAUAAUAAUAAUAAUAAUAAUAAUAAUAAUAAUAAUAAUAAUAAUAAUAAUAAUAAUAAUAAUAAUAAUAAUAAUAAUAAUAAUAAUAAUAAUAAUAAUAAUAAUAAUAAUAAUAAUAAUAAUAAUAAUAAUAAUAAUAAUAAUAAUAAUAAUAAUAAUAAUAAUAAUAAUAAUAAUAAUAAUAAUAAUAAUAAUAAUAAUAAUAAUAAUAAUAAUAAUAAUAAUAAUAAUAAUAAUAAUAAUAAUAAUAAUAAUAAUAAUAAUAAUAAUAAUAAUAAUAAUAAUAAUAAUAAUAAUAAUAAUAUAAUAAAUAAUAAUAAUAAUAAUAAUAAUAAUAAUAAUAAUAAUAAUAAUAAUAAUAAUAAUAAUAAUAAUAAUAAUAAUAAUAAUAAUAAUAAUAAUAAUAAUAAUAAUAAUAAUAAUAAUAAUAAUAAUAAUAAUAAUAAUAAUAAUAAUAAUAAUAAUAAUAAUAAUAAUAAUAAUAAUAAUAAUAAUAAUAAUAAUAAUAAUAAUAAUAAUAAUAAUAAUAAUAAUAAUAAUAAUAAUAAUAAUAAUAAUAAUAAUAAUAAUAAUAAUAAUAAUAAUAAUAAUAAUAAUAAUAAUAAUAAUAAUAAUAAUAAUAAUAAUAAUAAUAAUAAUAAUAAUAAUAAUAAUAAUAAUAAUAAUAAUAAUAAUAAUAAUAAUAAUAAUAAUAAUAAUAAUAAUAAUAAUAAUAAUAAUAAUAAUAAUAAUAAUAAUAAUAAUAAUAAUAAUAAUAAUAAUAAUAAUAAUAAUAAUAAUAAUAAUAAUAAUAAUAAUAAUAAUAAUAAUAAUAAUAAUAAUAAUAAUAAUAAUAAUAAUAAUAAUAAUAAUAAUAAUAAUAAUAAUAAUAAUAAUAAUAAUAAUAAUAAUAAUAAUAAUAAU